This is a messenger RNA of Ostrea edulis (European flat oyster), 3886 nucleotides long. RefSeq names its product synaptotagmin 2-like. The record is from RefSeq and is a predicted model, not a curated record. Gene Ontology annotation, molecular function: syntaxin binding; phosphatidylserine binding; calcium-dependent phospholipid binding. Gene Ontology annotation, biological process: regulation of calcium ion-dependent exocytosis; calcium-ion regulated exocytosis; regulation of dopamine secretion. Bases 609 to 2429 code for a protein of 606 amino acids. The transcript is spliced from 12 exons. NCBI's taxonomy places the organism in Eukaryota, Metazoa, Mollusca, Bivalvia, Ostreida, Ostreidae.
ACUUGAAAAAUGCAAGUCUUGUAAGGUUUCACUUUUUAAAGAGACGACUGAGAUCAUCUAAGCGUGUUUGUGAUCAAUCUCGCAAAGGCUCUACAACCUUAAUUUCUGGCAAUAUUGGAGUUUCCAAUGCAUUACAAAAAAGCAGAGGCAAUUAGUAGAUAGGUAUAACUUUACGAACUGCUAAAUCACCUUCUCGACCAGAUUCUGCCAUAUUAAUAGUUCGAAAUUUGAGUUUAGCCUUUCAACCUUGAGGUGUGUAUCUGUCCUUUUAAUCUUGACUUUCAUCUAAGUCGAACAAUCGGACAGCGGAUUUGAUUAACGUUAAUUACGUAUUGUCAAAACGCUUAAUGACGGGGCAUAAUACCUUGAUGUCGCAAAGAGAAAGUCCUCAGUUGACGGUAGUCGCUACCCGCUGAUGGCAAUUAUUUUCCGAUAACCGUCAGAGUGUGGGAGGGAAACGAACCCUACUCUGAUAAAUUCAUUGACUGUCUUGUUGAACAAACUUUCUUGUAAUCAAGAAGCAUGUGAAUUUGGAUAUACUGUUUGUAUUGUGUGGAAUAUAUUCUUUUUCACGGGAGGUGAGAUAUUGAAGAAAAAAAUUAAAACAAAUGGAGUCGUUAGAGCUUGCCGCCAUGUUGACUGCCAUUGUAAGUCUUCUGCUGUUUAGCGCGGGAUUGGUCGGUUUCUGUUGCUGGAAGUACCCCUCCAUCAGAACCAGAACAUACUGGGAUAAACAGACAAAGAAAAUAAUUAGAUCACUCUACAACAAAAUUCAACGUGAAAAGGAAAAACCAGGUGACAAUAGGACACUGGUGAUGCCUGCAAUGCGCAGGCGCCAAUCGGAACAGACAAAAUUUGUUGUGCCACGGAUUUAUGUGGAUUAUGGAAGUCGACGAACUUCUUAUGCUUCGGAUUAUUUUCGGAGAUCAUCAGGUGAAAGUGGAAGUAGCAGAAGGACUUCUUGUGCCUCAUCCCUAGCGUCAAUGGACGAUCGAAGGGGAUCCGGAAGUAGUUUGAGUAGCAGACGAACCUCUGCAGCCUCCGACGUUGAUAGGAGGGGUUCCGGAAGCAGCAUUUGUAGCAGACGUACGUCCAUGUUAUCUUCUGAGUGUCCGUCCCGACGAGGAUCUGGAAGUAGCAAAAGCAGCAGGAAGAGUUCAGAUGCGAGCAGAAUCGGUGACAUUACAGAUGACAUUCUCGCUGAUUUUUCAGAUUCUGAAAUCAUUGAUGAAGAGUAUCAACCGGAAAUGCAGAAACAGGAACCUCGGAGAUCUAGUUUGGAAGAAAAUAUCGGCAAAACGGUUGCUCCAGCUGAAAAGAAGAUGUACCGACGAAGUCAUUCUCUAGCCGAGAUUCGACCCACACACGUGUUUCUGCCUGAAGGACGAGGUCGCACAGAUGGCAGGCGAAUAACUCUAUCAUCGUUAGCUUUAGACAACGGUAUGGGUACAGUUGGACCCCAUUAUCAACGAAAAAAGCCGAAACUCAAUAGGCCAGGUGGAAUCGGCCUACCAGACAAGCCUGUUGUCAUGCAUGACUUGAACUUGGAGGAGAUGGUGGUGCCCAGACUGGCCAUCCCACUGCAGUCAACAGGGAAACUAAAAGUCCAGUUCCAGUAUUCAGAAGACAGGACAUCCUUGACAGUUAUUAUCAUCGAGGCAAGGCGACUAAGAAUAGAGGGUUUACCAAACGACGUAGAGUUAAAUCCUUAUGUGAAGGCGUUCCUUGUUCCAGGAAAAUCAUUUAAGUACAGAACAAAGACCAUUCCAAAAACAAAGAAUCCCGCUUUUUUGGAGAAGUUCAUAAUAAAUGACGUUGUGCCAAGCGAUAUUAACGACGAAACUGUUUUGGAAUUCCAAGUUUAUUCCUCACAUCACGUGACCAGGCGUCAUUUAGUGGGCGUGACAUCUAUAUCUCUAAGGGCAAUAGAAACUUUAGAAAACGGACUUGUGGACCUUACUAUCAUGCCACAAACUGUCUACAGGUUACACCAAGGCGAUAUAAGGAUAUCAGGAUGUUAUCAACCAGUGGCCGGUAAAAUGGUUUUCAACAUCUUGGAAGCUAGGAACGUUCCACGUGUCUCAAUACUUGGUGCUGUCAAUCCAUAUGUGAAGGUAGAAAUGUACGUCAAUGGAGUACGGGAAGCGAAGGACACCACAAAAACCCGCCAAAACACUCAGGACCCUAUGUGGAACCACCAAGCUGUUUUCGAAAUUAACAGGGAAAAUCCUAAACUUUUGGGGCAUGUUUUCGUAUUUCGUAUUUUCCACAAAGAUAUGAUGAUGGGUGUCCAAGAAAUUGGACAGGUUGAAUUUGGUUGGCACAGUCACGGGGAACAGCUAGAUCAUUGGUAUGACAUCAUGGAACAUCCGCAUCGUCCUACUGACUACUGGCAUCAAAUCAUCAAAACCAGCAAAAUACAGACGUAGCACGAGAACAUAGCAAAGACAUGUUCAUAAAAGAUAACAGGUUCUCUCCUGGACAAAACAGAACACAGGACAGGAAAUGUGGCAAGUUUGUGUGAAAAUAAAACCAGCCAAAAUCUAUCUUCUGGAAAUUCAAAUAGACGUAGAAAGUGACAGUGACUUAAAGAGAGAAUAUUGUUUAAUAAGUUCUUAUGAAGAAAAGCCGGAACACUUCCAACAGACAUAUACGAAUUAUUAGAUUUUCCUUUGUUUAUUUCUUCACCCAAAUGCGAAAUAUUUUUGUACAGAGAACUCAUUCAUAUUGCAAAAUACCAAGAAAUUAAUUGAGAAAUUUGCCACCGCUUGUAUUUCGAAUUUUUAUUUCUGUUAUUUAGAUGAAAAGUAAAGUUAAAUAUAUUUUAAACAGUAACUCUAAUGAUAUUAAUAUUUUGCUUUAGAAAAGUAAUAUGAUUUAGACUUUUUGUAUGUGAGUGAAAGGGAUAGCAUUGUAUGGAGUUUCCCGUGAUAUCCUAUUCAAUAUAUAUUUUGUUUGUAAGUAAUUUAAGUGGUAAUAAAAAACAAUAUCUGUGUAAAUAAAACAGGUAUUGCAGGUAAACAUAUCCAGUUAUUAUAAAAGUUAUGGAAACAUUUGAUGAAAUGUACUGGUACUUGAGAAGCCACUUAAAUUUUGCACAGAAAUCAAAGAAAUAAGCAACCAUUAAAAACAAAGUAAAGUUAACAUGUAGUUUGUAAUUUAGGCCAAGAAAUCCGCCGAAAAUUUAGGAUAUCGAUAGAAACUAGUUCCAAUUUCUUUGUACUUUUAUAUACAUAUAUAUUUACUGUAGUUCUUAAGAAGGAGAAUCAUUAAUCUGUUCUUAUUCAUUAUAUUUUAUCGAGAAAUAUUAACAGAAAACAUGUGUUGUAUAAAUUAUGACACAGAUUAAUUAUUUAUUGAUAUUCCAAGGCCAAAACAAAUACAUUGCUACACUACAUAUUUUUAAAUGCUUCAUUUCAUAUAAGUAUUUUUUCUAUUAAAAUGAUCUCAUGCUUGUUAAGAAUUUGAAAGACUAUAAAGAUAUGCCGUUUGCAUUUAUAAAAAAAGGAAUUAUUCGUAUCAUUUUGUAAAUAGUACAUGUCAAAUUUUUUGCACGUACGUGCAUGUGGUUUUUCGUUUAUGCAUAUUUUAUUUGUUAGUAUGAAAAUAUAAUGAUGUCAUAGGUUUAUAUGAUUUUUGGUCUGAUUAUUAAUUAUUUCUAAAUUUAAUGUUUUUCAUACAAAAUCCAAUGACCAUAUUUUAUUUUUCCUUUAGAAAUUGAUUUUAGAAGAAAACAUUUAAUUACUUGUCAGAAUCUUUGGUCUGUUGUUAUUUACAUGUGAUAUUAGAUUUAAGUACAUGUUGAUCUAGUCGUUGAAUGUUAAAAGUGUAUAAAGAAAAUUGUUGACAUAAAUAUCUUUCAUAAAUAAAGUUUUGUUUUACGUUA